This is a messenger RNA of Hemiscyllium ocellatum (epaulette shark), 1977 nucleotides long. It is a transcript of the gene spon2b, whose product is annotated as spondin 2b, extracellular matrix protein. Lineage: Eukaryota; Metazoa; Chordata; Chondrichthyes; Orectolobiformes; Hemiscylliidae. The transcript is spliced from 7 exons. Gene Ontology annotation, biological process: cell adhesion. Gene Ontology annotation, cellular component: extracellular matrix. The record is from RefSeq and is a predicted model, not a curated record. The coding region runs from base 310 to 1344 and encodes 344 amino acids.
AGCAGGGUUGGGGUUGGGUGAUUUAUGUUUUACAAUCUCUUUUUUAGACCUAUCAGUAUCAACGAUGCUUGAGACAACGCACAAAGCGGGGAUAAACGUGAUAUAAUCCGUCCAAAUAUCUUUAAAUGAAUAUUAUGGAGUGCCCACCCUUAAAUGUGAGGUCGAAAGGUUACAAUAAUCGUUUGACUAGUAAGGACGUAGUGGGAGCAUAAAUAGCCAGUCUGUUCCCGCCGCUUUCUGCAGAGGUCCCGGUCUCAACACCUUGCAAAAGAGCGACAACACACCGAUUUUAUCAACAGCUCAACUUGCAUGCUUUUUUUCUUUAAAAAAGAACAGAAACCACCCGCUCGCGGCAAUCUGAUGGCGAUGUGUGAAUUGUGGAGAGUUUGGGGGAUGCUACUUGUGACGGUGCUGGGCUGCGGGCGAUGCCGGCCCGUGGAUGGGGAAGCUCCGUGUGCGGCCAGUGACCGGGCCAAGUACAGUCUCAUCUUCACGGGCAAGUGGAGCCGCACCGCCUUCCCCAAGCAGUACCCGCUGUACCGGCCCCCGGCGCAGUGGUCACCCAUGAUGGUGGUCACCCACAGCAGUGACUAUCACAUGUGGCGAGUGGGUGAAUAUGCCAGCAAUGGAGUACGGGAAUUUGCAGAGAAAAGUGAGGCAUGGUCUUUGAUGCGAGAGGUGGAAGCAUCGGGAGAAAAAAUCCAGAGUGUCUACGGGGUUUUCUCAGCACCAGCUAUCCCAAAUGGUGUGGAACAGACUUCCACUGAAUUUGAAGUGCAUGCCAGACAUUCUUUUAUGUCUUUUAUGGUUCGUAUUGUACCAAGUCCAGACUGGUUUGUAGGAGGUGACAGUAUUAAUCUGUGUGAAGGAGACAACUGGAAAGAACAAAUGUCUAUAGACCUGUAUCCCUACGAUGCUGGGACAGACAGCGGUUUCACCUUUUCUUCACCAAAUUUUGCUACCAUUCCCCAGGAGACCAUCACUGAGAUAACGUCGAGCUCACCAAGCCACCCUGCAAACUCAUUCUUCUAUCCCAGACUGAAGCAGCUCCCUCCAAUCGCCAGAGCGACACUGACAAAGCUGAAGGACAACCGAUUAAUUGGAAUUAUUCCAGCUCAGUCCAACCUCAUUCCCAUGGGCAAUGAGAUAGAUGACAUUGUGUCAGAGACUCCAUUGGACUGUGAGGUUUCCACCUGGUCUUCCUGGGGCCUGUGCAUGGGGAAAUGCACAGAGAAGGGUGUGAAGCGCCGCACUCGCUAUAUCCGACUGAAACCAGCCAACAGCGGUAAUCCAUGUCCAGAGCUACAGGAGGAGGAGCAAUGUGUGUUGCACAACUGUGUCUAAAGAAAAAAAGAUCUCAGAUUUAAAAUGAAUAAUUAACAACUGAUCGAGCAUGGUUGGAUAGGAUGGAUGGAGAGAUUUGGCUGAGUCUGUUAACUACUUAAACAAUUUCAGAGUAUUUACCCAUGUGUUAACAUCAAGUAAUGAAGUUCCACCUUGCACCACUUGCUUGUGAUGAGACAAAUUGUUGGGAUAUGAGUAGCUGAAGUAUUUCUGUAUGUGUCAUUUGGCAAUUGAAGCUAAGGGAAACUCUGAUCCAUCAGUCCAUUAUGUGGAUCGAUCUGUGGAUUUCUCACCAAUCGAUGUCUGGUAUAUUCAAUAAAGAAUCAAAAUGGUAUUGAUUGCUAUGACAUGUGAAUAUGACAGAUUAAUGUGCAAUGCUAUAGAAUGGAUUGAAUGCAGUUUAGAAUCUACUGUAAAUGUAUAUAAUGAACCAUUAAUUUUAGCACCAUGCUUGUGGGGGAGCAUCAAAUGAAGACCAAACACCAUCUCAUGACAAAGGAAAGCAAUUGUCAGGAAGAGUCCCUCUGAGUUUACUUGGCACUGGUGAUCAAUCACAGAAUGGAAUAUGCAGAAACUUGUCUCUGGAAUUCUGUAUUCCAUCCUUAAAAAAUAAAACCUGUUUUAUUGUUGUUA